AGAAAGCGAGAGUCGCCGCCCGGCCGGCUGUUGAUGGAGGUGGCGGGGUUCGUGCGGCGCCGGCAGUGAGCGGCGGAGCGGCGGGACCUCAGCGGGCUCGCCAUGGAGGAGAUAUUUCUUGAGCACCCGUUAUGUGUAAAAGGAAAAGUGCUGGGGAUCAGAGCUGAAUAUGACCCUAUCCAGUUAGGUACAUACCUGACACCCAGCCACCCAAGCAGAGUGUGAAGGAGGGGUGCGAGAAGCCUCAGGGGGCGCGGAUGGUGGACAAGGCUGGCUGGAUCAAGAAGAACAGCGGGGGCCUCCUGGGGCUCUGGAAAGACCGUUAUCUGCUCCUCUGUCAAGCCCAGCUGCUGGUCUACGAGAACGAGGAUGAGCAGAAGUGUGUGGAGACAGUGGAGCUGGGCAGCUAUGAGAAGUGCCAGGACCUUCGUGCCCUUCUCAAGCGAAAACACCGUUUUAUCCUGCUGCGAUCCCCAGGGAACAAGGUCAGUGACAUCAAAUUCCAAGCAACCAGCUGGGAGGAGAAGGAAUCCUGGAUCAAAGCUCUCAACGAAGGGAUCAACAGAGGCAAGAACAAGGCUUUCGAUGAGGUAAAGGUAGACAAGAGCUGUGUCCUGGAGCACAUGACACGGGACCGGGUGCGUGGGGGCCAGCGGCGCCGGCCACCUACCAGAGUCCACCUAAAGGAGGUAGCCGAUGCAGCUUCUGAUGGGCUCUCGCGCCUGGACCUUGAUGUUCCAGACAGCGGGCCGCCGGGGUUUGCCCCCAGCAAUAAUGUCAGUGCAGCCCAGCCCCGGGAAAUAGUCCGGCCCCCUAUGCCUCCCACCAAGCCUUCCCCAGUAUCCGAGACGACCAGCCUUGGUGACAGAGCAGAGACCCCUUCAGGGGAGAGAGCCCCAACCCCUAUCUCAGCAAGCUCCGAGGCCCACCCCGAGAGCCAGGAGGACUCAGAGACUCCACAGCAGGAGGACGGUGGCUCUGAGCAGCCCCCCAGCAGGGUCCCGCCCAACACCCUGAAGGUGAGCUGGGAGAACUCCAGCCCCGAGAAGUCCUCUGACACCGAGAGCACAGAAGCCCUCCAGGUGCCCUGUGCUGAGACGCCUGAGGCUGUGCCCAAUGAGGGCAGGAGGCCUCCUACACCCCCACCCAAGAUCUUAUCGGAGAAACUGAGAGCCUCCAUGGGUGGAGUGGAGGCUUCGGGGCCAGCCCAGAGUGCUGGGGCCUCUGAGACCCCUGCCCCAGGCCCAGCGCAGGUCUCAGUGAAUGGCAUGGAUGACAGUCCUGAGCCUGAAGAGCCACUCCAGGCCUCAGGAACCCCAGGAACUCCCCCAAAGGGUGCCACAACGCCCACAGCACUGCCCCCCUGGGACCUGCCACAUCAGUGCCAUCCCCGCUGCUCCUCCCUGGGGGACCUGCUUGGGGAAGGCCCCCAGCAUCCACGGCAGCCUGUGGAGCGGCUGUAUCGUGCCCAUCUGGAGGUGCAGGUGGCCUCAGAACAGAUGGAGAAACUGUUGAACAAGGUGCUGAGUAGUGAGCCUUCUCCUGUGAGUGCCGAGACAUUGCUCAGCCAGGCUGUGGAGCAGCUGAGGCACACCACCCAGGCCCUGCAGGAAGUCAGAGAUCUGGGAGACAUGAGGCCAGAGGCACCUGGGCUACAGGAGAAGCGGAAAGAACUGGUGACCAUCUACAGGAGAAGUGCACCCUAGGACUGCUGGACCACAACCCGGUCCCUGCUGGCUGGCCUGGUCUGUCAAAGCCCAGCCCUACCAACACAUGUGCUUCUGCUCAGGCUGUAGAAGAGCCAUCAGUGUGUCGGGUUUGGCCAGGACCUGCAGAGACUCGUGGUAUCCUUCCGGCCCUGCCUCAGUCCUGAGGUGCCACGUGCUACCCAGGGCUACUGUCUGGCCGUCUGGGCUGGCCUCUGGGUUUGGGCUGCGAGCAUACAUGGUUGCUUGUGUGGUUCUGAAUCUGCUCCAGAGCUUUGGCAAAGCUCGUGGGGCUUCUGGGGGUGGCCUCCUCUCUGCUUCACACCCCCAGUAGUUUACAUUCCUGACUUCUGAAGAGAGCACAGCUGAGCCCCCCUAUUCCCCGCCGCCCCACCGCGGGCCCCGCCCACAGCCUCCAUGUCCAGAUAUUCCCAGGUAGAGUGCCUCACGGCAGAGGCAGCUUCAAGCCAUAACUAACCCUCUCCACCCACCUAGUCCUAGUAGCUGCCGAGGACUUGGAGCCAGGCUACAGGUUCAUCCCUCAGCUGAGUGAGACCUGCAACCCAGUGAGGGCCUCCGAGGGCGGUGGAGGCGGCUGUGUAAGAAAACCAUUUCCUGUGCAGCCUGUCUCCUAUUCUGUAGGCCUUCCCCUUGGGUGAGCUGUGAGCAGAGGACUCCAGGGUGGAGGAGGAACUCGAAGGGUCUCUUGGUCUAGUCCUUGCCCCUGGUGUGUGUCCAGCCUUGCACAUUCCUGUAGAUGUGAACCCCAGAAUGGCCCUGAUGUGAGCAUCAGAGAAUUCUGUAUGUCAUUCAUUAUAUAUCAACCUUCAGAAGAGGAGCCACACCAACGUCUGUGCCUCCCCCGAUGGGAUUUAUAUCUGGGUCUCUGUGAUUCCUCCUCAACCCAAAGAGGUCCAAUAUUCCAGUCAUUUCUUCAAAUGCUAAUGGGGGUAUGUUGGUGCCUGAAACCACUUCCCUCUUCCCUGUUCACCCCUCUCCUCUAGCUCAGGCCCCAGAUGGACUGCUCCUCCUGACCUUGUAGGGGACCCUGGUCCACACCCGCACCCUGGGCCUCUCCUCACACGCUCCUGCCCCCCAACAUCCCUGGCUUGGGGAGUACAUCCAGGUGCCAUCCUGUUGCAGUGGCUGGACGGUGGGCUCUGCCUCAGUCCCUGAGUGGCGCCGCCAGUCUCCCUGGGGUCUGUGGGGGUGGGAACCGCUUCUGAAGGCCUGCUGGGGGGUUUCUACAUGUGCACUUUUGUUUACUGAAAGAAAGGAGAGAGGGGAUCUCUGCUGGCCACUCUGGCCUUUCCACCACCCUGCCCUCAACCACCAGUUAUGCCCACUGAGGCCUGCCGGCUCGGGUCGAUGCUUUCUUCACAGCUACUUUGUUCUUGAGGGUGGUGGCUGGGGAUCAGGAGGGGCAGGUGUCCACGCUGUGGCUGUACUAGUUAGUUAGGGGUGGGGGUGCGCAGCAGUGUCAUGGCUUAGGUGCCCCCCUUGGCCUCCCCAAGCCUCCCUCCUUGGACAGUAGGCUCCCAUGUGACAGUCUGCCUGUCCUUCCAUCUGUUUCCAGUAUGAGAGCAAGAAUGCCGUCAGGUACCCACAGUCACGUGGCCCCCUGCCAUUUGGGGAACAACUUCCCCCACCAGCACCCUGGGCUGCCUGGGGCUUUAGCUAAGUCACCUGCUUCCACGACUAGAGCCUCCCUUUUCUCUGAGAAGUGAGCAGGCUGAGCAAGUAGCUCUGGGGCCACCUCAGUGGCCUAAGGCCAUUGGUUCCUGCGGGUCCCAUGCCUGGCAGCCCGGGCCCCAGGGGGAAGCCAGCUUUGAGGGGAGGGGAGGAGGAGUGGGAAUUCGCAGGGGCUGCCUUGCCUCCCUCCUCGAGGAGGAUGGCAUUCCAUGUCUUCUGCUUGUGAAGCACCUUUCUUAAAGUUUGUCAAUAAAUCCCUUUUUAUGGAACUUCUCUGCUGCAAGCCUGUUUGUCGGUGUGGGGUCAGCUCCAGGGCUGGCCUCCCGGACACCGAGGGUAGGCUGCAGCUGAACGGUGGCACCGUCGGUCCUCCACGCUGUCUUCUAGGGCCCUCUCCCCGCGGGCUGGGCUGGGGGCAUUGCCCUCCGGCAGUGCUCCGUCUGGGCUAAACACAGCCAGGCCCUCCAGAUUCACCCCCUCCUGCCCCCGUUUUUACAGGCUGGGGGCUAAGCAUUGUAAGGAAUGAUGCUUUCCCAUUUUUAAAGACUUUAUUUGGAAAUGAUUUCGAACAUAAGAGAAAAGUUGUAAGAAUAGUGUAGUGGAAAGAACACCUGUAUACUUUUUACCCAGACUGACCCAUUGGUUUAUCUUUUUGAGCACUUUGUCUUUAACAUACACUUUUUUUUUUCUGAAUCAUUGGAGAGUUGGUUAACACGGCCCCUUACCCCUAAAUAUUUCAUGUGUAUUCCUAAAAAUAACUAUAUUCUCUCAUGUAACCAUAGUACAGUUUUCAACUUCCAGAAAUUUAACACUGAUACAAUUCUUACUGUUCAUAUUUCACUGUUGUCAUUUGACCCAGUAAUACACCCUUUAUUAUAUUUUUCCUCCAGUGUAGGGUGGGAUAUUGCAUAUAUGUCUGUUUAGCUCCCAUUCAUCUGAAAUGUUUCCACAGCCUUUCUUUAUCUUGCACGAUAUGGACAGUUUUGAAGAAUACUGUCCUCUCUCCCAGCCUUUUUUAAUAGACCUUUCCUCACUUGGAGUUUGCCUGAGGCGUCCUCACAAUUAGACAGAGGUUAUGGAUUCUUGGCCGGAUAACUGCACAGUUGCUACUAGGGCCUUCUCAGGGCAUCACACCUGGGACACAUGACCUCCAUCCACCCCUCAUUGGUGAUGUUAAUUUUGGUCACCUGGUCAAGGUGUCUGGUGUUUUUUCCUGUAUAGUUAUGAUUUUUUUUCCUCUUGUAACUAAUAAAAUAUCUGGAAGACAUUUUAAGACCAUGCACAAAUAUGUUGCACUCGUCAAAAUUUACCCCUAGAUCUAAGAUCCAUUGAUGAUUCUUGCCUGAACAGGUGUUUCCUAUGAUGGUUCAAAAUGAUUCCAGCUAUUAUUUUAAUCUCAGAGCCUAGUCCUGGUUAGGGGUGAGCCUAGGCCCUGCUUUAUGCCCACGGAACCCCAGUACAUUUCAGCAGGACCCCAGGGCUACACUGAGCGCUCUUUGGAAGCCCUUGGGCCAGUGGACAGAGCUCUAAAUCAAGCUGCCAAGAUUGGAGUUCCCCCGGGGGACCUUGGUGAGUGUCAGCCGCAGGAUGCCCCACUUUCCUCACCCAUGAAAGGGUGAUCACAGUGCCUCACCCUCCCUGCUGUCCUGAUGUGGGAAAGCACUGCUGUCUCCCCAGAGGCCGGCUCCCUUCCUUCUCUGUGAGGGCUGCUGAACAGGCCCAGUGGCCACAUAACAGGAAGCACCUGAUCCGGGGCCUGUUGACUGUGGCUCUGACCCUCAUGUCCCUCCUGAAUUCCCCUGCCAAUGGGCUCAUGUGACAGCCAUACUGAGUGAGUGGCCGACAGAAGCUGGGGGAUCCCAGGCAAAUCACUUCACCUUCACAGGCCCUUUAUCUGUGAGGAAGAACCAAGGUAAGGGAAAGGAGCCCCUUUAUUGAUGGGGGCAUCCCCCCACCCUGGCCCAGGUAUGAGUUUCCUCUGGAGGGCCCCCUUGAAGGGAGCAGCAGCAGGGAAGGUGUUAGUGGCUCCUGAAGAAAGAUGUGAGAACUUCCUUUCCCUCUGGUCCCAGGGGCUUGAGACCUCUUCAGAGAAGAGCCUUCUUUUGAAUACUGGUGGCUGUAUCUUAGGGGCAUGAAGUUCUAGGUAGUUACAAUGCAGGGUUUUGCAAACCACCAGGUGGCUGGCUGCCUUGGGGACCCAGCACAGAAGGGGACGUACUGCUGGGGGAGGUGGCACCCACCUACCUGAACCUGGGCCCUGGAAGUUUCCUGGAGCCACUAUGUUUUGUGCCCUCAUCCAAGUCCUGUAUUCCUGCCUCCAUGACCUGUUAUGUCCCUGAUGUGAGACAGGAUGUGAGACAUGAGACAAGGCUGUCAGAAAAGGCCACAUAAACUCACUUUAGUGAAGGUUUUUGUGAUGUUAUGAAGAGACUCUGGGCAGACAUGGAGGGUGGAGAGGUUGUGGUGGAAAUUGCUCCCUGCUGUCAUAAUUUUAUUAAAGGAACAAAAUUCCUGGAAGUAAUACCAGGAAAUAAGUAGAAAAAACAUAUGACUUUAGAUUUGGAGGCAGACACAUCUAGAUUCAAAUCCCAGCCAUGAAUGAAUGACCUUAGGCAAACUAUGCCUCAAGUUUUCCUGUUUGUAAAAUGGGCUAAUUCUCCCUUUACAGGGUUGCUGUUGGAACACUUAGCCCAUGGCCUCCCUCAGAGAAAAUGUUUAAUGCAUGCCAGCAGCCUGACCUCACAGGGCACCUGGAUUGGUCUCCCACUGUCACCACAGGGGCCUCACGAGGAAGAUAUAUUUGUGUCCACUCCAUUUACAGGUUACGAAGAUGAGGCUUAAGAUAACUUGCCUCAGAGACCAGAAGUUAGUGUCAGGAUCUGGGAUUGGACCCCUUGGGGUCCUGACCUGGGAAAAAGGCCAAGUCAUCUUUUUCUCCGAAGAGGCUGUGACUUCAGAUAGAUGCUCAGCCCAGGACACUUGUGGCUGACUUGGGGUUUGGUGCAUCCCCACCUUUCCUGGUGCCUGGAGGGACACCCUGAGGCCAGCCAGGCUCUCCACCAGCCAGCCAGGGCCCCAGGGAGAGGCUUGGGAGGCCCUUCCCUUAUAAGGCAACAACUGGGCUGUGAUCAAACUUCUCGGCCUCCCAGCUGGGUGGGCGGGGGAAGGGAAAUGACAGGCUCCCACUGCUGCAGCCGAGAGCUUGAGCCUCUGCAGGAACUCGCCCGUAAGCCUCCCCUUUCCCUUUCCUGUGUCCGGGCUGAGCGGGGCUUUCCAGAGGGUCAACCUGGCUGUAGUGGGAAAGAGGAGCCGGGGCCUGUGAGGCCAGACUGGAUGGCUCACGGAGGGGAAGUCGUGGGUGCCCUGAGGCCAAGAGAGGGAACACGACCCUUGUAGGGAAGCAUGCAGUCUGGACCCCAAGCUGUAGGCCUAACUAGCCCCAGCCCCACCCUCAGGUGGUCAGGACCCAGGAGAGGCGUGCGGAGGACGCUCUUGGACAAGCCUGCUCUUUCCCUUUGGACCUCUCCUGCCAAGUUGUAAAGGGGAGGGGGCUGCCGAGCACGACCCUAUGCUCCUCCUCCCAUGGCUGUGUCCCUAGUGUACUGCCCUCCCCAACAAAAUUUGCAGCCCACGUCCAUCUGAGAAACUAAUCAGAAUCACAGGAUAUCAGGACUGACAAUGAUCUGUGACAUCACUCCUUCCCUCCUGGUUUCAGGGAGGAGGAAGUAACACCUCAGAGGGAGGAGCUGAACUUGCCCAUCUGUUUUGUUUAAAAAAAAAAGAUGAUGUGUGUGUGUGUGUGUGUGUGCUUUUCCUUGGUUUCUACUAAAAGUUCCUUUUUAAGAAAUCCCAACUUACUCGCUGAAUAAAGGACAAGAGGCUUUUUCCA
Manis pentadactyla (Chinese pangolin) is the source of this 7287-nucleotide messenger RNA. It is a transcript of the gene PLEKHO2, whose product is annotated as pleckstrin homology domain containing O2. The record is from RefSeq and is a predicted model, not a curated record. The coding region runs from base 258 to 1706 and encodes 482 amino acids. Lineage: Eukaryota; Metazoa; Chordata; Mammalia; Pholidota; Manidae. The transcript has 7 exons. Gene Ontology annotation, biological process: macrophage apoptotic process.